CAACCCACUUCCGCCUGAAGUAAAAGUCCAACUACGCGCCUCUGACGCUAGAACCUUGGUUGAAGUUUAAUCUGUUAAAUUAAUCAACAUGGAAUUGAACGAAGAACAGCUGAAAGACGCAGAGACCAAACUAAAAACAUAUUUACCUCGCUCAUUAACAGCUUACGGUACCUUGGUCCUCAUGAACCGAGCCAAACCGGAUCCCAUGAAGGUUUUUGUGGACACAUGGCCAGAUUUCCACGUAGUCGUUUGCAGACCUGAACGUGAACAGAAAGGUGACUCCUUUAAGGACAUCAUAGUUUUUGCCACUGAUGAAACUAUCCUGAAGGAAACCAUUAGGAAUCCCUGUGUUAUUGACUGGAGCGCUUACCUGUGUGUAGGUGUUGAACUCCAACACAGUGAGACAUUCAGAGCAGUGGCAUCAGAAAAAAACAUUUGCAGCAGCCAACUGGCAUUCUGUCACAUGAUGAUCCUGAAUGAUGUGUCUGGUCUUCCCACUACAGACAGCUCAGUGGUCUCAUUAAGCUCUCUGGAUGAAUCCCACAUUGGACUGAUGAAUCAGACAUGGAAGUUUGGAAAUGACGAUGCUGUUCCAAUGAUCCGGAACAUGAUUAAAAACUUCCCCUCCUGCUGUGUACUGGAUGCAGAUGGAAAGCCUGUGUCGUGGGUGCUAACGUAUGCUUCAUGUGCCAUAGGGAUGUUGUACACUCUGCCAGAGCACAGAGGAAAAGGAUAUGCCAAAGUGUUGAUCAGCACCAUGGCCAACAGACUCCAUGCUCAGGGCCUCCCAGUGUACUGCUUUAUUGAGAAGGAGAACACAGUGUCCUAUAACCUGUUUAAGAGCCUAGGAUUUACUGAAGACCCUUCAUACAAGGGGACCUGGUUUCACUUCAACUAUGAGAAAUAGUGAUUAAAUGCUGACAGUAAUGAUAAG
Messenger RNA from Sphaeramia orbicularis (orbiculate cardinalfish), 934 nucleotides. Its product is annotated as glycine N-acyltransferase-like protein 3. Gene Ontology annotation, molecular function: glycine N-acyltransferase activity. The record is from RefSeq and is a predicted model, not a curated record. The transcript has 5 exons. Gene Ontology annotation, cellular component: mitochondrion. Lineage: Eukaryota; Metazoa; Chordata; Actinopteri; Kurtiformes; Apogonidae. The coding region runs from base 89 to 907 and encodes 272 amino acids.